UAUGAUUCCCGGGCCUACCGGACACACCGGCCGCAACAUAAUAAAUCGAACCAUUUCAAAUAAAUCACAAACGACCUGGGGACACUCACGGUGAAUCUGGGGAAAAAUGUUCCAGCCCUGCCAAAGCAAUUCAUUAUGCUAGAGUUUGCCGGCCAGGCAAUGGCCUGUAGUGUAAAGAGAUUCCAUCAUCACCCGAAUUUUAUCAACAAUCCUCCAUCCGAGUCUACAACGGAGGACAAUCUGCGGGAAGAGCGGACACACCAAAGCAAUAUCGCCCUAAUCGAACUGGAACGGGCAGUGUCUCUGUCCACCUGUCAGUUUGUGUGUCUCUGGACGGGGGUCGAAGGUGCCGAAAGUGAGACCCUCCCGAACAUCUUGCUCUACUCGGCUGUGAACGUCUCGUCCGGUGACAAAUCGAUCGAGUCGUCGGAGAUGACGGUCCGACCGACUUCCAGUGGCCGGAGCAGCACAACCCAAGCGAGUCGCUGCUACGACGAGCUGCUGGCGCCCUUGGUGAUGCAGCAGAACCCGGACGGUGGUCGGUCCGAUCGAUUGGUCGGCAUUGUUGUCGAGCGAACCUGUACGACGAUACGCUUCAUCAAGGUAGCACCGUUUCUUGGCUGGAUCGAGCGGAUUGUCUGGCCGGGGUCAUCAUCUUCGGAUAACAACAAUGGACUGUAA
Molecule: messenger RNA, 681 nt
Organism: Anopheles gambiae (African malaria mosquito)
Lineage: Eukaryota; Metazoa; Arthropoda; Insecta; Diptera; Culicidae
Exons: 2
Coding region: 136-681 (181 amino acids)
Source: RefSeq, a predicted model, not a curated record